CAACUGUUUUUACAAAAAUGGGAGGUGGACCAUCAAAAGAAGAACUUGAAAGUCAGGAAACUGAGGAGGUACAAAAAGAGUAUGCAGAGAAGGAGAAAAUUAGGGCCGAAGAGCUCAGAAUAAGAGAAGAAAACAUCCAAAUGGAAAAGGAGAAGUUAGCAGAGGAGACUAGGAAAUCCCUAGUGAAGGAAAAGCACCAGCAAAUACUGGAACUGCAGAAGCUAGAACAUCAAAAGUUGAAAGAGGAAAUUGAGAAAAAUCAAAGUUUGGAGGAAAGUAAGCGGGAGUUUGAAAUCCGAAAGUUGAGAGAGGAAGCAGAUUCAGAAUUGAAACAAUUGCAGCUGAAACAAGACACGGAGUUAGAGUUUAACAAAAGGGAAGAAGAGAGACAGAAAGAAAUUGAAAAGAAUAGGAAUCAAACUGAGUUGAAAAGAAUUGAGUUAGAAGGCAAGAUCAAGAAACUUGAGAUAGAUACUCGUAAAAAAACAGAGAUAGUAAAGGAGAAAAUUAUCAAAGAUUGUGAAAUAGAAAAGAAAAAACUUGAGGAAGAAACAAAAAGGAAAAAACAAGAGCAGGAAAUUGAACUCGAAAAGGAAUUAGAGUCAAUGAAGAUGGAUAUAGAACUGAAAAAAUACACAAUGGAGAAUGAAUGCAAGAUGGAUGAACAGGACAAGCGGGCAAAACUUAAAACUGAAAUGGGACAUGCUAAAAUCGAUGCUGAGAAAAAGAUCAAAAGCCUUGAGAUUGAAGGAAGAUCAGCUGAAUCAAAGCACACAACGAUAAGGAUUGCACUCAUUAUAUUUGCUGUUUUCAUUGUUGCUGUAACAUACCUGGGCUAUGCUUACAUCUUAACUGAAGGAGAAGUUCGGAUGAGUGAGAUAAGAGGCAGGCUUGCUAUAGAGCAGAAUCACCAAAAUCAUCUGCUAGAAGGGGAGUGGAGGAUUUUUUGAUGAGGAUGAGGUCUUCAUAGAAACUGUUCCAGAGGAUGUAUCCGACACUUAAUUUUAAACAGAGUUUUAAGUUAUCUGCAUUUAAUUUCAAUAAUUUCUAUUAAACAUUGAUUCAAAAUUUUUAAUGAUUGAAUAACAUUAAAAACAUAAAAUGUGA
Eurytemora carolleeae is the source of this 1107-nucleotide messenger RNA. Its product is annotated as golgin subfamily A member 6-like protein 22. The transcript has 2 exons. NCBI's taxonomy places the organism in Eukaryota, Metazoa, Arthropoda, Copepoda, Calanoida, Temoridae. The coding region runs from base 18 to 950 and encodes 310 amino acids. The record is from RefSeq and is a predicted model, not a curated record.